AUUCUUUUGGCUCAUCGAGUGAUAUAGCCGUAAGACAGACAAAGACGAUGGAUAGACGUUGUUAGUUGAGUCCGUGGAGGAUACACUACGUCUCACUAAGAGACAUCUCCGCGAUGGCAUCAGCAUCCAUUCUACAAUCGUUAUCGACUUCUACAACUUUCGCCUCGUCUCUACCAUCAUCUACAGCCUCGAGUACACCUCUCACUAUCCUCAUUCGCAAUUCCAUCGAAGGGACAUCGGAUUUCUUCCCGUUUCUUGACAUCGCCGGUCUCGGCUCCGGCUCCGAUGAUGUCGACUCAGGACUCACUUUCAAAGAGCUUUUUGCCACAAGUCUCGAUGGGAACCAGGAAAUAACUCUGUUUAGUUCUGGGUGCCAAGUUGAUGGUAGAACUGACUGCACACGCGCCUGUAACAAAUCCAGCCUCUUUUUCAGCUCAUUGGAGACCUUUUACAAUUGCGCGGCCCUGGCUGCUGCGGCGCAUUGGACUCAAGAUGCGAAAUCUUACUAUGUCAGCCAAGAGACUGAGCGCAAUGCGAGCGUAAUCAUGGGAUCUGGUACUUUAUCCGAGUUUGACGGUCGGCCUGUUCUCAGAUCUCUCAUCGCUUGCGCUCAAGAUUCUUGUGAUAACGAUGGUCUGAGCAAACCUUGCAACCGGACAAUUGACCGCCUCUCCUAUGAUACCUCAACCCCUGAGGAGAUAUUCGAGGCCCUGGACGAGUUUUGCCCAGAGUUACCGGCCGAGGUCAAUCCAGAUAUCUUUGGACCAGGAGUUCUCAUCUCGUAUGUUCUUCAAGUAUGCUUCGCUGCAUCCUUGUAUCUGCUCCUCAAAGGCUUCACUCUCUGGGUCACCAUUACGCAAGAUACGAGCCGUCGCAAAUCGGAACCCAAACCCUAUCGCCUGAAGCGCAGUCUGACUCGAAUUGAGAGUAUGAUCUGGCGUGACUCCGGUGGCCUGUCGCGCACGAGUAUUGCCAUUGCAACCACCUUGGUCGAGUUUCAAGAAGCUCAGUGCUGGUUUGUCUUUGCUGUUCAAAUUGCAUCGAUUCUUGCCAUUGUUGUCAACUCUCAAGAGGGUACCUUUUGGGGCGAGAUCGUUGUCAACGCUGCCAUUGCAUUUCAUGUCAGCCAGAAUGGCAUAUUACCAAUGUUUCUCGUCCAGGUUUGUCUGCAUCAUGAGGGUAUUCGUAACUGGCACACAUUCUUGGGCUUCUUCAUGGAGUAUCUCCUCGCCGUUGUCGCAACCUCGCAAAAGAUCUACUUCAAAGACGCGUUUGCUUUGUUCAAGAGCCAGAAUGAGAUAGAAGCGUGCGGCUUCAACCCAAGUCCGCGAACGUAUUGCGCUGCAACUCAAGGUAUAGAUGGACAGUCCUUCAGCUUCUUUCCCCAUCCUCUGUUGUACAAAAUGACGUUUCUUAUUCUGGACACCAUUGCCAUCAUCGCCCUGGUAGCUGAUCAGCUGGCGUGGACGCUUCGCAAGCAUCAUCUCACCAAACAUGUUCAGAUUGGAUCGUACCGUCUUGGUCGAUGGCCGCGCUGGGGGAAGCAGAAAAGAGGACUUUUUAUCAAGAUAUGGUUCUGGCGCAUCCUCGAAGUCGCGUAUCUCGUUAUCAACAUCUUGUACAUGAUUUCUCUCACAAAAGUUAUCAAUGCCGAGAGUUUUGCUGCUAACAGAUGGUCAUAUGGCCAGGUUAGUUGUCCCCAAUCCCCUUAUCAAUUUCACUCAUCUCAUGAUAUUCGAUAGAUCAUAGCCGUUACCGUCUGGGGACCUGUCAUUGUCAAGCUGUUUGAUCUCCUGCUUUGUGAGUAUAUGACUAAAUACGU
Fusarium redolens is the source of this 1822-nucleotide messenger RNA. RefSeq lists its product as uncharacterized. The transcript is spliced from 2 exons. Bases 114 to 1742 code for a protein of 542 amino acids. Lineage: Eukaryota; Fungi; Ascomycota; Sordariomycetes; Hypocreales; Nectriaceae. The record is from RefSeq and is a predicted model, not a curated record.